AGUACUUCUCAAUUCUCAUCUUCUGCAUUUUUCCCCUCCCUAUGUUCUAACUUCCAAGUGCCAAGUCCCCAACUGGGCACUAAAGGAAGAGAAGAAGAUGGAGUCGUCUGAGACGUUGAUAGGAGCAGCGCAAGACGCGAAGAAGAGAUGUGAAGCGCUAAAAGAUCGUAUUGAAGGCUUAAGAACCCAAUCAUCAUCAUCACCAACGUCAAAUUGGAAAACCACCCUUCUCAGAUUAGUCCACUCCGAGCUCUCCUUCCUCAAUCGCUUUUUAAUCUCUGCUUCACUCAAUAACAAUCGCCAGUCAUCUCUUAGUGUUAAUGUUGGUCAUCUGGAAUCAGUUGUUCAUAUUCUUGAGCUGCCAUCUAUAAGUGGAAUAUCGCGUGUUUGCAUGUCGAUUCCUUUGGUGUCUUCACAAGAAAAGCUUAGGCCUAAUGCUGCAUCCUGUUUGAAAAGCAUCUAUGUUGAUAUUAUGUGUUGUCUUGAGGGAAGCCCAGUCUGGUUUAUUGUGUCAGAUAGGAAUCCCAAGUACAUUUCUUGGGAAUGGUCCUCUGGAAAUAAGGGUUUGAGGAACCGUGUUGAGGAGGUCCUUGAGGCAGCUCGAUCUUCUGAAACAUUAAGGCCAUCUUCUGUCAUUUUUUUCUUCUCAAAGGGGCUUGAGGAUGUUGUUUAUGAGAAGCUUCAACAUGAAUUUGGAGCGGCUGAUUUAAGGCUGACGUUUCCAUGUUUUGAUUGUUCGUUCUGCGAAGAAUCUGAGGAUGACUGGAUUAAUGUACUCUUGAGAUCAUAUGAAGAGGCUUGUGUCCUCAAAUUAGAAAUCAAAGACCAGUCAAAAUAUCAAAAUUUGACUUCAACCACAGGAUGUAUUAUCAGACAAACACUGAGAGAUCUUCCACUUCCAGAGGAGAAUAUCCAGGGGACCCCGACCUUGGGUGAAUCUUUAUGUUCUCUAAUUUCUGGAUUGAAGUGCUGCUUGCUAGAUGUGGAACUGAAUCUACUGAAGACCAUGUGUAAUGGUCAUAGUCUCCAAUUGGUUAAUUUUGACACAACUGCACUAAUUGCUAUUGUAUCUGGAAUCAGUAAUGGUGGUAUGAACAAGCUUUUGGCUACUUCAGAGAGUAAGCUGAGAAGCCAAUUCAAGUCUAACUAUGAAUUUGUGAUUGCCCAGGUUAACUCUGAAAUCCAGAAUCCAAUCCACAAAGAACUAUCUGCUAGCACAUCAGGAAAGGGAGGAAUAAUAUGUGAAAGUGUUCAUUCAGAAUUUCAGGAGUUAGUUUCCAUGUGUGGUGGACCAAAUGAGAAGAUAAGAGCCAAUUAUAUUCUGAAACACUUGAGGAUGGUGCCUGAUUGUCCAUCGAGUCGCUUGGCAAGCCUUCCAACUACCAGAAAGCUGGCAUUAAAAAAUAAAGUGGUUUUUGGCACCGGUGACUAUUGGCAUGCCCCAACUUUAAGUGCAAACAUGGCUUUUGUUAGAGCUGUUUCCCAGACAGGAAUGUCCUUAUUUACCAUACAACAUAGACCAAGGGCGCUGAUCGGUGACUAGUGUUGGUGUACGCUCCUGCAAAACCUCUCCUCUACGGGCUCAUUGACUGAAGGAAUGUAGCAAUGCUGCCUCAUUUGUACAGUGAAGUUCAAUGUGGAAGAACCUAGACUUAGUCCUGACUAGUGGCCAAAUAUUUUAGUAUUGAAUGGUCUUUAUGAGACUGCAUUGAAGCAUAAAUUUUGUGACUUUUUUUUUUCUUGGCUAAUAGUCGUUGGGUUUGGAGAAAAAAUUGCUGAGAAAGCCAAGGCCGUAGCUCCGGCCUCGAUGUUUCUUCUUCCAUUAAGUGGAAUGACGCUGAUAACUGUUCCAUUUUAUGUGGAACUUCCACUUCAUGAUAUAAUGCAGAAUGUUGAUCCAUAUUCUCCU
Coffea eugenioides is the source of this 1909-nucleotide messenger RNA. Its product is annotated as UPF0415 protein C7orf25 homolog. The record is from RefSeq and is a predicted model, not a curated record. Lineage: Eukaryota; Viridiplantae; Streptophyta; Magnoliopsida; Gentianales; Rubiaceae. The coding region runs from base 98 to 1543 and encodes 481 amino acids. The transcript is spliced from 4 exons.